AUGUGCAUGCCUCCCUUGGCUGCAGUGGUUCUGGCGGUGACUGUCCAAACAGCCUGGGCUGGAGUGCUGUGUUCUUGGACUAGUGACGAAUCUACGAAAGGCCUUCCCAGUGGAUGGCGUGAUGGGCUUCGCUCGCUGCAUGACCUCGCAGGGUGUGAAGGUUACAACAAGGCGGCGCGGCCGAUAGCGGGCAGUGUUGCCGAGCUGUUGCAGGCUUUGGACUUGGAGGAUGACGGUACCGAUCAAGCAGUGGACAGGCAACGGCUGAAGAGGAGCUAUCGUGAGCUCUCCGUGAAGCACCAUCCCGACAAGUCCUCGGAGUCGUCCGGAUUCCAACGCCUGCGGCAUGCUUACGAAAUCCUUGAUGAUCCAGUCAAGCUGCUGUUGUACGACAGCGGAGGGCUAGAACUGGUGAGACAGUACGAGAUGCAUCCUGAUGAGGUUCCGACAACUGAGAACUUAGAGGUUUCCCACAGCAUCUCCUUGGAGGAAGCAUAUGCAGGUGGUGACUAUGCCUUGGGCCUGAGCAAACAGAUCCUUUGCCUCUCCUGUCGGCACCAACCGCGCUUGCCCCGCUGCCGACGAUGCCAGGCCUGUCCGGAUGAGGUGCACCUACGACAGGUUUGGAUCAACCAGUGGGAGUACUACAUGGAGGAAUUGCUCGUGCCGAGCCGUGAGAGAUGCAGACAGACAGACAUGAGCUUGAACAUGACAAUCGAGCGCGGUGCCAUGAGCGGAGAUAGGCUGCGGUUUGAGUCCAUGGCAGCGCAAUUGCCAGGACAUGUUCCUGGCGACGUGCUUGUGAACCUUGACGUUCGGCAACACCCUGUGUUCAAGCGAAGGGGUUCGGAUCUCGUGCUUCCGCUUCCUAUCUCCUUGCUGGAGGCCCUCGUGGGCUUCAAGCGUGAGGUUGGGCACCUCGAUGGCCGCGUGCUACACAUUUCUGUUCCGAGGGGGGCCGUCGUGCACCCUGAAAGUGUGUUGGAAAUUGAAGCUGCGGGCAUGCCUGUUCACGAAGAUCCGUCGACCUUUGGCCGCUUGUUGGUUCAGUUCCAGAUUGAAUUUCCGGAGCAUGUGGACCCUGCGACCGCCGCGCAACUCGAGGAAGCCUUCGCCCUCUGA
Molecule: messenger RNA, 1122 nt
Organism: Symbiodinium necroappetens
Lineage: Eukaryota; Dinophyceae; Suessiales; Symbiodiniaceae
Source: the annotation of a GenBank genome assembly